This is a messenger RNA of Numida meleagris (helmeted guineafowl), 6621 nucleotides long. RefSeq names its product transmembrane and coiled-coil domain family 1 (gene TMCC1). The record is from RefSeq and is a predicted model, not a curated record. Bases 704 to 2632 code for a protein of 642 amino acids. Gene Ontology annotation, cellular component: endomembrane system. NCBI's taxonomy places the organism in Eukaryota, Metazoa, Chordata, Aves, Galliformes, Numididae. Gene Ontology annotation, biological process: endosome membrane tubulation; endosomal transport; endosome fission. The transcript has 8 exons.
UCCCCGUCACGUCACCUUGGCUCGGCCGCAGGCAGGAGGUGCGCGGCCGCGUCUCCGACGAUCGCACGCCCCGGCGGUGGAUCACGAACGCCCCCAGAGCAGCAGAGCCCGGCGGAGGGCGGGACGAGAGCCGAGCACGCAAGAUAGUGCUGCCUGAAAGCUACGAGGCCAACAACCCAACGACUCUGGAAGCUCAGUCCUCUCCGGAUCUGUGAUUCAGAAGUAGUAAGAGUCAGGUUACAUGUCAUUAAGAGUCCUGCGGUGCUGCAGCAAUGAAAAUCAGAAUCCUGUUAUGGUCUUCAUCCUCUAUGAAGAAGCUUUGUUGCCAAGAUUUGCUCUGAAGAUGACCCACACUACUGAAUGCAGCUGUCUGCAAAUGUAGGAGCCAACACAUGCUAUGUUCCGCCCUCCCUUGACUUUCCUGUUUCUCGUGGAAUUUAUAUUUCUAAAGUGUUUCUAGAUCUUUACUGAAGAUGUUUGGAUUACAGCUAUGAGCAUGUCUAUGCAAAGAGAUGAGCAAGCCUGAGCAAUGCUGAGAUAAGCAUGAGAUCACCGUGGCACAGCUGCAUGUGUAGUCACUCUUGGAGCAAUUGCACACCUAAUUGGCUGACAAUCUUGGCAUUUUUAAAACAAACACAAGCCUUUUAAAGACAGGGGACAUGUUUAUGUACAAAUAGUCAAAUUAACCUGUGGGGUGUCAUCAAUGGAGCCCUCUGGCAGUGAACAGUUGUACGAUGACCCUGAUCCUGGAGGCAAAUCCCAAGAUCAAGAGACCAAAAAACAGCACGAAUCAGAGCAAAAAUUAUCCAAAAUAACCCAUAAUGCUUUGGAGAACAUUAAUGUGAUUGGUCAAGGCUUGAAGCACCUUUUCCAGCAUCAGCGCAGGAGGUCCUCAGUUUCUCCACAUGAUGUUCAGCAAGUUCAGGCUGAUCUGGAGUCUGACAUGGAUUUGGAAAGCCAAAGCACCUGUGCUGAAAUUGAUGGUGUCUCCACCCACCCUACAGCUCUGAACCGAGUGCUUCAGCAGAUCAGAGUGCCACCUAAAAUGAAGAGAGGGACGAGCCUGCACAGCAGGCGGGGCAAGAUGGACCCUCCCAAAGGAAGUCCGCAGAUCAACAGGAGGUCUGCCCAAGAUAUGCAACCAGGUCGUCCCAGAUCGUCGUCUACUACAGAUGCUCCCACGAACUUGUCCGUGAUGGAGAUUGCUUCUUCUGUCUGUGUAGGUGGAGAGGAGGCCGCAACAGCAAUUGAGCGACUGGAAGUCAGCAGCCUAGCACAGACCUCCAGUGCAGUGGCCUCAAGCACUGAUGGCAGCAUCAACGCAGACUCUGUUGAUGGCACCCCAGAUCCUCAGCGUACAAAAGCAGCCAUCACACAUCUGCAGCAGAAGAUACUGAAGCUGACCGAGCAGAUCAAAAUCGAACAAACAGCCCGUGAUGACAAUGUGGCAGAGUACCUGAAGCUAGCCAACAAUGCGGACAAGCAGCAGAGUGCCCGCAUUAAGCAAGUGUUUGAGAAGAAAAAUCAAAAGUCUGCCCAGACGAUCUUGCAGCUGCAGAAGAAGCUAGAACAUUACCAUCGAAAGCUGCGAGAAAUUGAACAAAAUGGAAUCCCUCGGCAGCCAAAGGAUGUCUUCAGGGAUAUGCAUCAGGGAUUGAAAGAUGUUGGAGCGAAAGUCUCUGGCUUCAGUGAGGGAGUAGUAGACAGUGUUAAAGGCGGGCUUUCCAGUUUCUCCCAAGCCACGCAUUCAGCAGCAGGAGCUGUGGUUUCCAAACCCCGGGAGAUUGCCUCUCUCAUCAGGAACAAGUUUGGGAGUGCAGACAAUAUUGCUAAUCUGAAAGACUCCUUAGAAGAAGGCCAGGAAGAUGGGACAGGAGGCAAGGCUCUAGGUGUUAUCCAGAACUUUCAGUCAAGCCCAAAAUAUGGCAGUGAAGAGGACUGCUCCAGUGCUACUUCAGGCUCAGUGGGAGCCAACAGCACAACAGGGGGCCCUGUGGGAGCUUCCAGCUCCAAAACAAACACUCUGGAUAUGCAGAGCUCAGGGUUUGAUGCAAUAUUACAUGAGAUUCAAGAAAUUCGAGAGACACAGGCAAGACUGGAAGAGUCAUUUGAGGACCUUAAGGUUCGCUAUCAGAGGGAUUACUCAUUAAUAAUGCAGACUUUGCAGGAGGAGCGGUACAGAUGUGAAAGACUUGAAGAGCAGCUAAAUGACCUGACCGAGCUCCAUCAGAAUGAGAUCCUGAAUCUGAAACAGGAGCUGGCCAGCAUGGAGGAGAAAAUUGCCUAUCAGUCUUAUGAGCGAGCCCGGGACAUCCAGGAGGCCCUGGAAGCAUGCCAGACCCGCAUCUCCAAGAUGGAGCUACAGCAGCAGCAGCAGCAGGUAGUGCAGCUGGAGGGUCUGGAGAAUGCCACAGCCAGGAACCUGCUGGGGAAGUUCAUCAAUAUCCUCCUGGCUGUUAUGGCCGUCCUCCUUGUCUUCGUCUCCACUGUGGCCAACUGUGUCGUGCCCCUCAUGAAAACUCGCAAUAGGACGUUCAGCACUUUAUUCAUAGUGGUUUUCAUUGCCUUUUUGUGGAAGCACUGGGAUGCCAUCUCUGGCUACUUGGAACGGUUCUUGUCUCCCCCCAGAUGAUGCCAUGAGGAAUCGGCUGCGUCGCCCCCUCCCAGCACGCUUGGUGAGCAAGCGUGGCAAAGAUUAGUCAGCAACUACUCCGCUGAAGUUUUAAAGUGUCUGAGUGAAUUUGUUUACAUUUAGGAUAACGUUUUUUCUCUGCGAGAUGCAUUGCAAUAGUAUUUUUUAGAUUUUAUUCAAGAACUCUUUUUGGCGAGAAUCCCGGAUAAUUUUUAUGUAGCAUGGUUCUCUUUGGAUGCAAAUCUUAAGAUUCUUUAAAGUGUACAAAAUAAGUAAAUAAAAUACAGAAAUUUGGAGCAUACCAAUGGGCAAUUUAAACUGUGGCUUGAACUACUGUACUAAACCUGUCAGGAAGAGGAAAAUGUGAUUAACUUAAGAUGAGCAAAACUAAAUGUAGUGCACACAGCCUUGAGGGAUGGUACCACAGCAAACCUGUAACACUAAACUUUUACUGUGAAGUCUGCUCACAUUCCAUGUCCAAAUGUAUGGGUUCUGAGUGGUUUCUUUUCUUAACAAGAAAACAAAACAAUGCGUGGAUCUCUUUCCCAACUCAGCAUCUGGGUUUGCCAUUUGUGCUAACCUGAUUUAACAGUGACUUUCUAUAAGGCUGGUUAACUUUGCUAAGCAUAUGAAGUGGAAGCCUCAUGCCAUGUACAGUAACUGCACAGUUGUGCUACAGUAUUCUGAAGUAGUCCUUGAAACACUUAUCUUUAAGCAAAGCCCUUGGUCGCACUUUUAAGGUUUUUUUUUAAUGUAUGUAUAUUCACAGAUUAAACAAAAAAAAAUCCAAACAGCAUACUUGAAGAGUGUUAUACUCAAACUCUCAGUGCUUCCUUAUUGUUUCUAAUAGGAUUUUAUUAUUAUUAUUAUUAUUAUUAUUAUUGGGUUGUUGUUGGUUUUGUUUUUUUUUUUGAAGGGGUUGGGAGGGUCAUUACUUUUUUUUUUCCUUUUAAAUAAAGAAGUGAUGUUUUUAAAUGAAGAAAUGCGUGAAUAAUUGUAAGCUGUCUUGUCCUGAAACAGUUUUGAGGAGGGCAGAAGGUAGUUUCUCGUGCCAGCCUGUCUGGAACACAGUGCUGUUCAUAUGCCAUGUAUCUGUCCUCCUGUGCACACAGACGCAGCAUCAGGAAGAACGUCUAUCCUCUCCGCACGUUCUCGUCAGGCAGGUGUUUGUUUCUUUUUCCAAAUGUGAAAGAGAAGAUGUUUAUAUUUCUCAUUUCAACAUCAUCUCUCAUUCCUGGCCUUGGGAUAAGAAUAGGGAAUUUCUUUUUACACCUUCCUAGGCAACAGACAGAUUCUUUCAAGAAAAGAAAUGCUGAAUUGACAGUCUGCUUACAGGAAUGAUUGCCUCAGAAAUAUCCCCGAUUCAGUUUUUAAAUAAGCUCCUAAAAAGUGAAACCAAAGUUUUCCUCCUGUCAGGCUCUAAUAAUAUCAUCUGUGUAGAGAUUUUGUAGACUGUAUCUGUGUAGUGUGCCAUAGACAGCAUCCUCUUCUUCGUCUGCGAGGGCAAGCACUUGCUGUAGGUACCUUUUCAAAGCUCUGAAGGAAAUGUCAGCUUCAUCUGUAACUGCCCAGGCCCAGCAACACUGCUGUUGCUGAUGGAUGUUGGUACUAGCAGGCAAGGCUGUGUGUCCAAGGAAUCUGGAUUCGCUCUUGUUUUUUUUUUUUAAUUUGGUGCCCCUUUCUAGCGUAACAGUGUCAAGAUACAGCUUCCAUCUCCAUGAAAUGUCAAAAGACUGCAGGACUCUCUUUCAGCACCAUUUAUGGUGUUUACUCAGAUCUUGCUGUUUUUCCAGGUUUAUGUUCUCUCUAGGAACUAAAUGUUGCUCAGGUGCCCUAGACCAGUUGAGAUCAUACAUAUACAUACAUGGAACAUGUGCAUUAUAUAUACUAUAUUUGUAUAUGUGUAUAUGUGUGUAUGUAUAUAUGUAUAUAUAUGUGUAUAUAUAUAUAUAUAUAUAUAUAUAUAUAAUAUAUGCCGUGAUGCAAAUUCUGGACUCUUGAGAGAUUCCCCUGAACUAGGCUAACUGAUUGCUGGCCGAGGCAAGCCCUCCACAGUUCACCCAUCCUUCAGAGAUUCUUUGAUUUUUUCCAUACUCACAGAAAACUCAGGUACCCCCUCCAGGGAUCGCAGAACACCUGCCUUUGUCACCGCAUGCACUAAUCCGCUCCUAUUGUACUUAAAACACAAAUUGCCAAUUGCAACUUACUCAAGCCAAAAAGAAUCAUUCUUCUCACAGAGCUGCAGACAGAGCAAAGGUUGCAUAAAUGUUCCCUCUCUGAGCCGUUCUUCUAGCUCAAGUGAAACUGCAUUCUGUUUACCAUCCUUAUCUGGCUGGUACAGAUUACACGGAUAAUCAUCUCUCAUUAGGUAGGUUUUGUCAGAAACAACAGCAUGGAUCACAGUAAGAAACAAUUUGGUACAUAACUGAAAAGUGUUGUUGCCUUUAUUUGUGGUACCUGGCCUCUGUUCUCCUCGGUUUUGGUCACUCAAAAAGAGCUCACGGUAGGUUUUCCUGUGGUCAAAGCAGGAGGCAAUUGGAAGCCAAUGGAUUUGGAGGCUCAGUGCCACUCAUCUGUAGUAUCUGAAGGAAAUGAUUUGUCUCUCUUCUUUAUAUCCUAAUUUCAUUUAGCGUCUCAACUGUGUCACUUUCGGUAAACGCCAUUUGCUAAUUUGCCAGGUGUAGGCUUGACAGAAUCUUAUCACCUCAAAACUGUUUGGCGAAGGCCAUGUGUAUAUGGUUCUAGACAAUGUCUGUCUGUCUGUCUCUUUCUCUCUCGACACUUUUUUCCAUUCCAGAAAGUCAUCUGCAGUAAUGCCACAUAUGAUGCUGCAUCCACUUUCCUUAUCCUAACAGGACUGCCAUGUGUUUUGCCUUUUGCAUUAGCAGAAUGUUUUGGGGCUUUCCUCCCUUUUCCAUUUGAAGGUCUGUGACAAUUUCUGAUAGAUUAACAAGGAUUCUAUUAUUGGAAAUGUGAUUCUAGCUUUAUGGCUCCCUUUCCCUGUAAGUGGCUGUGUUUGCUUUCUUGAUGAAGCAUUCCUGGAUGAUGCGUAGAAGAGUAUCCGCUGUGGAUGUGGGUGUGCAUGUGUGAGUACUUUAUGGACCUUCCUUACAGAUGUACGCUAUUUUAGUGACCGUCUCUGAGUUGCAGAAUGUUUCCCUAAACAUUUCAUAUUUGGAGUUGGAACAAUUCUGAAAUUAUUUGAGUAUGUUUAGCACAUAUCAACUUGGCAUAUGAAAAGGGCAGAAUAUAAUGGACUGUGUUAGUUGGAAAAGCAGCAGCUCUUCAGAGAAAUUCUAGGGUUCUAGUGAGGUUCAUCUGUUUUUCCCUAUUUGUUUUCUCAAUGUAAAAAAAAAAAAAAAGCCGUCGAUGCAAAAAAUAACUGGUUUUGAUUUUACGAGUUUCCUUUUCCUCUCAGCUUCAUUAGUUUAGUUUAAUGAUACUGAGCAUGCUCACAGCAGUGAUUUCAUUGGUUUAUUCCAGUCCUGUGAGUUUUUAGGGUCUGAUCAGAUUAAUUAUUGAGUUCUGUACGUGUUGCACUGGGACAGAAAAGCACUGUCUUUCAGCUUUGACAAAUAUGCAUUUUUUAAAAUUAAACAAAAUGGCAGCAUUAUAACAAAAUAAGCCAAGCUACAAAGGGGUCCGAGAUUGGGUAGUUCUGACAGUUCUUAAGUGAAUUCUGAAUGUGGCUAAAGAGUUAAAACCCUGUGUGUCUGUGUCGUGUAUGCCAGGUGGUAUAGUGGUAGGCAAUUGACUUAGCUGUAAGUGUGUUUUAAAAGUGUAAAAAAAUAAACAGGAAAACUCACUUGCACGGAUUGAAGAGUACAGAAAUGACACUUGUGAACGUAACACUGUAGUUUGUAGAUCUUAAGCUGCUAAUUGUUGAGAGAGAUUUACAUUUGUCUUGUCUGAUUGUUGCAGAUUUAUCUGUGACACUUUUACUGUAUAUAAAAAAAAAAAUUAAAUAAAGACCUCAGCUAUUAACACUG